AUGAAGGGUAGAGGGGACUUUUGUCUUGUUGAAAAAUUGAAGGCUCUCAAACUCAAAAUUUCUUUGUGGAAUAAGGAGGUGUUUGGGUGGAUCGAUCUUAACAUAGAGGAGGCGGGAAAAGAGAUGCACUUUUUAGAUAACAAGUUUGCUCAUUUUGCAGGUAAUGUUCUGGAGGAGGAAGUGGCAAAAAGAUCUAAGGCGGCCAUUGUGUUUUGGGACAAUCUUUAUAAAAAAGAAGGUUUUCUUCGCUUAAAGUCGAGACAAUUGUGGCUUGCCGAAGGUGAUUGCAACACGAGGUAUUUUCAUAAUUCUCUUAAAGAGAGAAGAAGGUGGAAUUCUUUGUGCUCUCUUUUGUCUAGUAGAGGUGUGCUUGAAGAUGUUAAUGAGGUCAAAGAUUUCACUUUCAACCACUUCAAGUCUUUUUUCGAGGAAUCGGAGGAGGGGAGGCCGAUCAUUAGUGGAUUGGAUUUGAAGAAGCUCCAUGAUUCGGAGGGGUUGAGUAUCGAGCGUCCGUUCAUGGAGUUGGAAAUUAAGGAGGCUAUUUGGUCGUGUGAUGGCAACAAAAGCGCCGGGCCGGAUGGUUACUCUUUAGAUUUUUUUCAAGAGGUUUUCGGUAGUGAUUCGGGUUGA
Molecule: messenger RNA, 630 nt
Organism: Vicia villosa (hairy vetch)
Lineage: Eukaryota; Viridiplantae; Streptophyta; Magnoliopsida; Fabales; Fabaceae
Exons: 1
Coding region: 1-630 (209 amino acids)
Source: RefSeq, a predicted model, not a curated record